AUGACAUCUUUCGUCGCCGACCUCUUGGUUAACCCUGUCAUUCGGCAAGCACGCCGUUUCUCCUUCUCGAGCUUGACGAGCUCUGUCAACACUACCGCGCCCGGCUCUCCCCUACGAACCGCGCAAGCACGUCGGUAUAACCACCCCGAGGACAUCAUUUCCGAAACCGAGGAGAAUUUCUAUCUGGGAGAUGACGCAGAAGGAAGCGCAUCUUCGUCACCUUCGUCUCGGAGCUCCGUUCAACCGCACCCGGCGACGGAUGUCGCUGACUUGCGUGAGGGCCACAGUCAGUCUGACAGUGCCCUGAUCCCCGCCGCGCACAACCCUUUCGAGUUACCACUACGCAGUGUCGAUUCUCGUCGAGUCGGUACGCAGAACGAACCGAUGCCCCCGAACGAUUCCAAUAUGGAUGCAACGGAUCGGCCAACCGAUGUUGACCCGUCUUUGAGGAGCGAUACGUACGGCCGCCUCGUGCUACCGGAGGACGAUGGAAUGGGAACGCUGAGGAAAAGAAUACUUGUCGUCCAGGCACAGGACAUUGAUGCGUCCGAAAAGGCUCGGUUGAUGCAUCAGUUGUUGAUAGAGGGAUACAAAAGGUCACAGGUCACCGUCCAACGAGAACGGCCCUUUACUCCUUCAAGUUCCGGAACUUCCGAGCAACGAUCGCCGCAAGUGCAAAGGCCGCUGGAUUCGUUUAAAUUCUGGCAGAACUCUCUAGCAGAGGCUGAGCUAGCCGAGGCUUUCAACCUGACAGAUGCGGACCUUGAACCUACCUUUGCUCCGAAGGUAUCCUCCACGGCGUCUACUGGGGAUUUGGAGGACCCCGAGUACCCAGACUACCGUCCUCUUGGUUGCCUUGCUACCGAGACCAUGGAGGGAGAUAUUGGGGAACGCAACGCGCAGGUGUCUGGACUUACUACUCUAGGGAACCCGGAUGUUGCUGCCGUGCGCGAUGUACGGCGGCGACGUCACUCAUCUAACGUGAUGAACUCGUCGGCUAUCGAACCCAACCUGGAUUCGCGAAUCCCCGAAAGGUAUAGACUUGCUCGCUCGGUCUCGCCACUGCCCAUCCCUGGGCCUUCUUUAAAUGGCUCCGUUGUCGGAGCUUCUGGUAUGGAAAACUGGGAGGAUGAAGAAAAUCAAGAUAUCUUAAGUCUCUGGAGUCGCGUGCCCCGUAGCAUAGGUUCUGGUGAGGACGAAGAAGACGAAUCCGACGACAACGAAUCUUCUGAUGAGGAGGUAGAGGAAGAAGAGGCGGAUGAAUCGGACGACGACGACGACUUCGGGCUCCUAGGCCAUAGAUAG
Messenger RNA from Anthostomella pinea, 1305 nucleotides. NCBI's taxonomy places the organism in Eukaryota, Fungi, Ascomycota, Sordariomycetes, Xylariales, Xylariaceae. The record is from the annotation of a GenBank genome assembly.